CUCGCUCUCCCUCUUUGUCCGACCAGCCAAAUCCCCUGAUGAGAAGAAUCCUAUUGGGAAAACCCGUCCCGCUCCUUGCGGUCCUUCUCCGUCGUCAGCCUCGUCGUCCGCACAACAAUGGUGGGUCAGCGCCAGGUAUCAUACAACCGGGCUCCACGACAUGUCCCACUUCAAAUCGCAGGUGGGUCUUCACCGCAACCUCUAUUCCUCCUCCAGAAUGGAUAGAACCCUUCAUUGACCUUUCUGAUAUUGCCUCCAUCCCCCAGAAUCCCAAACCCUCACCGUGGGUUCAACAAAUUAUCAAUCUUCUCGAUGGGUCUCUGGACAUGGAAGCCAAUUUAAGCUCCUUUUGUCGCAAAUUCUUGAUCAAGUUGUCGCCAAAUUUUGUCGCUUUUGUGUUCAAAUCCCUGGAGAAGCCUGAUAUUGCUAUGAGAUUCUUCGUUUGGGCUGGUAAGCAAAAGAAUUACAGCCAUACUCUCGCAUGUUAUGUUUCUUUGAUUGAUGUUUUAUCAGUCUAUGGUAAUCUGGAAAAAGUGAAGUUUGUGUUUACUGACCUUAGGGAGAAGGGGUUCUUAAUGUCAGUGUCGGCCUCAAAUUCUUUGAUAAAGAGCUUUGGAUCUCUUGGGAUGGUGGAGGAGUUGUUGUGGGUGUGGCGUCAAAUGAAGGAGAAUGGGAUUGAACCGAGCUUGUUUACAUAUAACUUUUUAUUGAAUGGGCUGGUAAGUUCAAUGUUUAUUGAAUCUGCAGAGAGGGUUUUCGAGGUUAUGGAGAGUGGGAGAAUCGGACCAGAUCUUGUGACUUUCAAUACAAUGAUAAAAGGUUAUUGCAAGGCAGGGAAAAAGCAGAAAGCAAUGGAGAAGUUGGCGGCUAUGGAGGCAAGAAAUAUGGAACCUGACAAGGUUACGUAUAUGACACUGAUGCAGGCUUGUUAUGCAGAGGGGGAUAUUGAUACUUGUUUAAGUCUUUAUCAUGAAAUGGAGGAGAAAGGACUUGAAACCCCACCUCAUGCAUACAGUUUAGUCAUUGGAGGGCUUUGUAAAGAGGGGAAGUGCUUGGAAGGGUAUGCUAUGUUUGAGAAAAUGAUUGGGAGGGGUUGUAGAGCGAAUGUGGCAAUUUAUACGGCUUUAAUUGAUUCUAAUGCAAAAAUAGGUAACAUGGGAGAGGCAAUAAUGCUCUUUGAGAGGAUGAAAAGGGAAGGUUUGACACCAGAUGCGGUUACUUAUGGAGUUAUUGUCAAUGGCUUAUGUAGGAAAGGGAGAUUGGAGGAAGCCAUGGAGUAUUUCGAAUUUUGUAGAGGUAUUGGGUUGGCAGUUAAUGCAAUGUUUUAUUCUAGUCUGAUUGAUGGCCUGGGAAAGGCUGGGAGGGUGGAUGAAGCCGGGAAACUUUUCGAUGAGAUGGUCGAAAAGGGAUGCCCACCUGAUUCAUAUUGCUACAAUGCCCUCAUUGAUGCACUCACCAAGUGUGGGAAAAUUGAAGAAGCAUUGGCACUCUUUAACAGAAUGGAAGAUGAAGGCUGUGAUCAAACUGUUUAUACAUACACAAUAGUCAUCAGUGGAUUGUUUAGGGAACAUAGGAAUGAAGAGGCCCUGAAGGUGUGGGACAUGAUGAUCAAUAAGGGUAUCACACCAACAGCAGCUUCAUUUAGGGCUCUUUCCAUUGGACUUUGCCUAUCCGGCAAAGUAGACAGGGCUUUAAAGAUAUUGGAUGAGCUAGCACCUAUGGGUGUUAUGCCAGAGACAGCUUUUGAAGAUAUGAUCAAUGUGUUGUGCAAAGCAGGCCGCGUCAAGGAGGCUUGUAUGUUGGCUGAUAGGAUUGUUCGCCGGGGUAGAGAAAUACCUGGAAGGGUUCGAACGAUUCUACUCAAUGCAUUGAGGAAGGCAGGCAAUGUAGAUUUGGCCUUAAAGCUGAUGCAUAGUAAGAUUGGUAUUGGGUAUAACAGAAUGGGUAGCAUUAAAAGGCGGGUGAAAUUCCGGGUUCUUAUUGAAAAAUGAGUCUUCACCACCAUUUAGGUCCUUUGCUGUUAUCGUGGGCACCACCGGCCCAUCGAUCGUAGCUGUGAAACAGAGGUGGUGGCAUCAGAUGCUUACUUUGUAAAUAUGAAGAGCUGUCAACUUGUCUCAACCCACAUUAGUUCUACUAAAUGGUUAUUUGGCUUAACAAUGUGGCAGCGAGUCUAGUGAAUUGUUUGAAGUUGUGAAGACUACCCCAAAUCAUCUCAGCGGGCCGAUGUGGCACUUACUGUACUCUUGCAGUCAGGUUUCAGAUACGAGUUUGGAAAUCUGGGUGUUGGAACAUGAGAAGUUAGAUUCAGAAGGCAUGUGGUGGUAGAAUUUUAAUGACCUUGGUUUGAAGGAAAGUGAAGCAAAACCAAUUUUUUGAAUGACAUUUGAGAAAGAAGAGUUGGCGAAAAGGUUCAAACACUGUUUUGGGUGUUUGAUGGCGAUUGUACAGAACUGUGAUCAGUCAAAUAUUGCAAAGCCCCGAUAUCUAUUAUCGGUCCGAAGCGGGUCAUAACGGCAUUUCGGUCGACCCGGCUUCAUAAUAUUUGGUUCUGUGAUUGUGAUUUUGUUGUCAGCUAUGGUUCUAAGUUAUAAUUGAUUAUUCGGUUCUGUAAAUUAUAUGAUUUGAUUUGUUGUCAGCAAUGCUUCUGUUGUUCAAUCUUUUUCACGGCUAAUGGAUGAUGAUAGAUUGGAUCGGUGUA
This is a messenger RNA of Tripterygium wilfordii, 2701 nucleotides long. RefSeq names its product pentatricopeptide repeat-containing protein At1g03560, mitochondrial. The transcript has a single exon. The record is from RefSeq and is a predicted model, not a curated record. Gene Ontology annotation, molecular function: protein binding. NCBI's taxonomy places the organism in Eukaryota, Viridiplantae, Streptophyta, Magnoliopsida, Celastrales, Celastraceae. The coding region runs from base 39 to 1991 and encodes 650 amino acids.